Rhipicephalus microplus (southern cattle tick) is the source of this 396-nucleotide messenger RNA. RefSeq names its product sodium/iodide cotransporter. The record is from RefSeq and is a predicted model, not a curated record. Gene Ontology annotation, biological process: transmembrane transport; sodium ion transport. Gene Ontology annotation, molecular function: symporter activity. NCBI's taxonomy places the organism in Eukaryota, Metazoa, Arthropoda, Arachnida, Ixodida, Ixodidae. Gene Ontology annotation, cellular component: membrane.
AUGCACCCGACAAAAGACCUGGAUAUCUACGACUGCGUUGUGUUCGGUGUGUUGACAGUGGUUGGCUACCUGGUGGGCUUGUACUUUUCCUUCGCAAGACGACGGCAUCAGAAAACGUCCAGGGUUGGCAAUGGAAAAGACGCUGAAAUCGAGACAUUUCUGGGUGGUCAAACACUUCCCGCCAUCGCCUUGGCCAUGUCCGUUGUGGCAUCGGUGGCGAAUGGUGUGAACGUGGUGAGCUUUGUGGGCCACUACUACGCUCACGGAUUUCACUCCAUCUGGGUUGUGGCUGGCACCCUGGUUGCGUCGACACUGACAGUCACAGCGGUGGUGCCCUUGCUUUACGCACUACGCGUGGCCUCUAUUUUUCAGCCAUUGAAGCUCUUCAGCGCGUGA